Aspergillus saccharolyticus JOP 1030-1 is the source of this 1088-nucleotide messenger RNA. RefSeq lists its product as uncharacterized. The transcript is spliced from 2 exons. NCBI's taxonomy places the organism in Eukaryota, Fungi, Ascomycota, Eurotiomycetes, Eurotiales, Aspergillaceae. The record is from RefSeq and is a predicted model, not a curated record. Bases 228 to 911 code for a protein of 227 amino acids. Gene Ontology annotation, cellular component: mitochondrion.
CGCCGAUGAACGGGGAGAGGAUGCUCGUAGUAAGGACUAUCAACCUAACUUACCUCUGUUACUUAUUGUUAUCUGCGCCCUAGACGCCACUCAUCAACCAUCUUCAGAGGGUCUUCUCGGGUACAUGACCUGCUGCGUGCCCCGUCACAACAUAUUGUGAAAUGCAGCCGCAUUGUGCUUUUCUGUCGAGUUUGCUUGUCCAGCUUUCCAGUAGGACAAGAGGAAAUAUGGCUAUGUCCAAGUCAUCAUUCGCAAAAAGGCCUUUCUCUCUCAAACGCGCUUUUGGGUCCUUAACGGCGCAUACGUCCACUUCGCAACGAAGAAUCGUCUCUGCUCGGUGGAAGCAGGUUCUCGGUAACCGCAACUUCCUUUCCGACUUCUCCCACUCUCAGCAACCGUUUCGUCGGUUCUUCCAGUCGUCCCGCACAAGAUACGCGGCGCAACCGCAACAGCCAGGGGUUUCGUUGUCGCAGCGGUUGCGCAACCUUUCCAAGGAGUAUGGCUGGUCUGCUUUGUGGGUCUAUCUGCUAUUGUCAGCAAUGGACUUUCCGAUUUGUUUCGCAGCUGUCCGCCUGCUUGGUGUAGACCGUAUCGGCCAUUAUGAGCAUGUCAUUGUCGAGUCUGUCAAGGGAGUGGUAGAUACUGUCUGGCCGAUCACGCAGGAUGUCAACGAGAACUCCGACCAGAAUAAGGCACUGACAAGCCGUCCGGAAAGCCAGGAGGAUGCGGCAAAGACGCAGGACAAUGGCGAAAAUGCUAGCUUAUGGACCCAACUUGCACUUGCCUACGCGGUCCACAAGAGUCUCAUCUUCAUCAGGGUGCCGUUGACAGCAGCCAUUACCCCCAAAGUCGUCAAAGUCCUGCGACAGUGGGGUUAUGAUAUUGUCAAAGGCAGACCCAAGGGUCUGUAAGGUCUUGGGAUUCCUCGUGGAUUCCAGCCAGAUCAGAAAAUCCGUGACCACAUUCUUUUUGCUGCAUAGCGAACAGGCAUGCUAGACAUGAGAUCAUAAAUACCUGUAUACUAUUAAAUACCUGUACACUAUCAUGUAUAUCCAAUUACUCGGAACAGAAUUUUCCCAUCUCUAAAC